Lasiodiplodia theobromae is the source of this 1554-nucleotide messenger RNA. RefSeq names its product NADPh-adrenodoxin reductase. The coding region runs from base 1 to 1554 and encodes 517 amino acids. The record is from RefSeq and is a predicted model, not a curated record. Lineage: Eukaryota; Fungi; Ascomycota; Dothideomycetes; Botryosphaeriales; Botryosphaeriaceae. Gene Ontology annotation, cellular component: mitochondrion. The transcript has 3 exons. Gene Ontology annotation, biological process: ubiquinone biosynthetic process.
AUGCGCCUCCCACGCCCCGCGUCCUUCGUUUGCCGCGCCUGCGCCCGCAACCUGCGCGCUCCGACUAGACCCAAUGCUCAGCUUCUUCGCUCCUUUCUAGACACCAGAAAUUACGCCACGACUCGCAAUGGCCGGCCUUUCCGCCUCGCCGUUAUCGGCUCCGGGCCUGCAGGCUUCUACUCGGCCUACCGGCUGAUGUCCAAGGUGCAGGAUGCGGUCGUUGAUAUGUACGAGCAUCAGCCUGUCCCCUAUGGUCUGGUCCGCUUUGGUGUCGCUCCAGACCAUCCGGAGGUCAAGAACUGCCAGGACAAGUUCGAGGAAGUAGCUGCCUCGCCGCGCUUCAACUUCAUCGGAAACGUUGGUGUCGGCCGCGACCUGCCGCUUUCUCAUUUGACUUCCCAUUACGAUGCCAUCCUCUUCUCGUACGGCGCCUCGAAGGACAAGGAGCUGGGAAUCCCAGGCGAAAACCUGGAGGGCGUAUACUCCGCCCGCGCAUUUGUAGGCUGGUAUAAUGGGUUGCCGGAAUAUGCAAACCUAAAUCCGCUGCUGGAGACGGCCAGGGAGGCUGUCGUCAUUGGUCAAGGAAACGUUGCUCUCGAUGUCGCCCGUAUAUUGCUCAGUAAUGUGGACGAAUUGCGGAAGACGGACAUCGCGGAGCACGCAUUGGAGAAGCUUUCUCGCAACAAGGUAGACUCCGUGCGGAUCGUCGGCCGCAGAGGACCCAUGCAGGCCGCCUUCACUAUCAAAGAAGUCCGGGAGCUCUUCAACCUCCCCAACGUUUUCUUCAAGCCCAUUCCCUCCUCCCUGUUCCCGGCUCCAGACUACAAGCUCAACCGGCAGAUGAAGCGUCUCUCCAAGAUCCUCCAAGAAGGCUCCCCCAACGGCGGUCCUCCCGCCGACCUCCCCAGCGGCAGCAAGCAAUGGUCGCUCGACUUCCUCCUCUCGCCCUCUUCCUUCAACGCCGGCACCGCCUCCGCCUCCGCCGCCGGCGCCACCCGCAUCGCCAGCGCCACCUUCCAGCACACGUCCUUCGUUGCCGACUGCGAUCCCUUCGACCGCGCUGCCCGGGUCGAGUCCGCCGCUCCCGACCAAUCGACCACUUUCCCGGCCGACAUCGCCUUCCGCUCCGUCGGCUACAAGUCCGAGCCGCUGCCCGGUUUCGACGACGUCGGCAUCCCCUUCGACUCCCGCCGUGGCAUCAUCCCGAACGACAUGCUCGGCCGCGUCACCGCCGUCGGCCAUGUCCCCGGCAUGUACGUCGCCGGCUGGGUCAAGCGCGGCCCGACGGGCGUCAUCGCGAGCACCAUGGAGGACGCGUUCACCACGGCCGACUCGAUCGUCGAGGAUUUGGAGCGUGGGGCCAAGUUCUUAGAGGGCGAUGGCCAGGGGUGGGAGGCGCUGAGGAAGGAGGCGAUCGAUGCUGGGGCCAGGCCGGUGAGUUGGGAAGAAUGGAAGAAGAUUGAUGACGUAGAAAGGGAGAAGGGGAGAGAGGCCGGGAGGGAGAGGGUGAAGUUUGUGAGGAGGGAGGAUAUGCUUAAGGUGCUAGAUGGGUAG